CUCUCGGUCUGCCCUGCAACAGCCAUUGACAAUGCAGUUGCCCUGGUGUGAAGUCGAGUCGCGGUUUCCGAUCUUCUUCAAUAAUUCCAACAAUUCUCGGGCGACAUUCAUUUUUUGAGGCAUGAUGAACUAACUACACUAGAACCGGGAUUUCCAAUUGCGCAAUAAACAGGGACGGCGGCAUGGAAGAGUGCGAGCAAGUGCGAGACGACCUACGAAUUCCCCGAUUCAGUGGAGGGAAACCUGAGUGCCGAGAGCAUCUGGCCAGCGCUGAAGCAUUGUGGCACUCCGCCGUUGGGUGGCUUCACUGCCUCACUUCCUGGGCACUGGGCUUCCUUCUCGGCACUUCAGUCAGCCAUCCAAUCUAAUCCCUUGGAGAGACAGCCCACGAGGUGGUAGCACGGGAGUCAGCCAUGGCCAGUCCCAUCGAAUACAUCAUCAAUCCGGAUCCGCCACAAAAACCCGCCCACCGGGUGUCCGGGACCCACAAUCCGCUCGUUGUCACCUCCGGUUCGGCCUCGGCAUCCCAAUCCGCAGUCCGGCCCGGCCCGGGGCAUCACACGCAAACACAUUCCGGAAACCAGAACCAGUCGCAUUCGCUUUAUCAAUGUGCUGACUGUCUCCGCCGCUACUCUCGCCCCGAGCAUCUCCAGAGACACAUUGCCUCGCAUACACUUGGAAAGCGGUUCACCUGUGAUGUCUGCUUUAAAGGAUUCGCUCGAGCCGAUCUUCUCAAGCGCCACCGCGCCAAUCACCAGGAGGGUAACGGGAACAAACGCAGACGCUUCAACUCGGUUCCCUCGGCCAGCCGCGUAGGACAGGCUUGUACAGCCUGCGCAAAGUCUAGGGUGAAGUGCGAGGAGAUUAAACCAUGCACACGCUGCAAGACCCGCGGGCUGGCCUGCGAGGUUGCUUCCUCAGAUGACCCGACCGCGUAUUCCACCCAGCUCCCUAAGCACCGCACGGGACACACCGAGUCCACCCCUGAAUCGUGCUGCUCUCUCUCGUCGAGCGCGGGGCAGCCGCAGCACCGGCUCCCCGCGGACUUAGCUUCGUCUUCAUAUGUUCGAUCUACAAGCCCCGAGGACAGUAAACAGGACAUAUCACCCUUAGCUUACCCUACCUAUCAGGGGCUCCAAAUUUGCACCCCGGAGGCGCCCUCGACCGUGGCUGUCCAACCCCCCACGGACAACUUGCAUGGUUAUUCUGGCGGCGGUGCGGAAUAUACGGAGCAUGAGCAACCAGGGCCCCAAUUCCCCGACUUUCUUUGCGAUGUUUUAUAUGAACAACCCUUGGGCAACCCCUCGAGGCUACCCGACGCACAGGGGCUAUCCACGCUCGAUUUCUACGAUGACGCAAACCUAGAUUUCAACGAGUUUGACUUCAACCUGCUCAACUGGAAUCUUGAUACCGCCCAAGUCACGCCAGAGGAUACUGUGGCGUCCGAAGACCCCGCUGGCAUGACUGAGAUGCGCUCGUCAUUAGCGAAGCUCUGGACCGAGUCACCGUGGAGGUGGACACCGGGGAAAGCAGAUAACUGCUACACGGAACAGUCCAAUUUACCACUGCCUUCCAACGACAUAGGCAGCCCCCAAACCCACAAUAACCGACCGGCAGUAGACCGAGUGGCCAGCGACACAUUGCGGCCCUCAUGUCGAGACAAAAUCCUGGCCAUCGUCCUGGGAACUUGCCGCGAGAGCCGCAUGGCGAGCCGCGUAGCGUCGUCCUUUCCGUCCGCUGACACCAUGGACUCGUGGAUCAACAUGUUUCUGGCCGCUCAUAUGUCCCAGACCGCGUCCUGGAUUCACUACGGGUCGUUUUCUCUCAAUAGCCAGUGGCCUGAGUGGCUUGCCGUUGCCGCCGCCGCCGGGGCCGUCUUGACUCCGGUGCCUGCUGUCCGCCGGUUCGGGCUUGCGUUACAGGAGGCGAUUCGUGAGUUCUUUUAGUGUACGAUACCUGCUGUGACUGACCAGAUUAGGCAUUUCUAUUCCGGAGAAGUUUGAGGAGAAUAACGAGACCGUCGCCGAGAUUGGCAAGGUCCAGGCCCUAGUCCUGUUACAGGACGUCGCUCUUUGGAGCGGAAA
Molecule: messenger RNA, 2084 nt
Organism: Chaetomium fimeti
Lineage: Eukaryota; Fungi; Ascomycota; Sordariomycetes; Sordariales; Chaetomiaceae
Exons: 6
Coding region: 414-1946 (510 amino acids)
Biological process (GO): regulation of DNA-templated transcription
Molecular function (GO): DNA-binding transcription factor activity, RNA polymerase II-specific; zinc ion binding
Source: RefSeq, a predicted model, not a curated record